This is a messenger RNA of Eruca vesicaria subsp. sativa (arugula), 498 nucleotides long. NCBI's taxonomy places the organism in Eukaryota, Viridiplantae, Streptophyta, Magnoliopsida, Brassicales, Brassicaceae. The record is from the annotation of a GenBank genome assembly.
AUGAGAACCGGUGCCGUAGGCGUGUCUUCUCGGCCUUCCUGGUUUGCUCUUUGCUUACCGUCUCUUCUCUCUCAGCCUGCAAUAUGUUUGGAGCUUUGGAGUGGAGACGACGCAUUCUUGUUUCAUCACGGCUUGGUGUUUCGCUGUGGUAGCGGGUUCUAUUUCGUUUCAAGAUCGGUGAUUGCUCUUCAAGUGGCGUGUGGACAUGUUCGACGGUGGUCACGUGGUUUCCGCUUCCCCUGUGGGUUAGUGCGUGUAGGUAUGGUUCAGAGGUGUCCUAUGUCGUCUAUGGCAGUGCCCUUUUGGUGCCUUCGUCUCUCCAGUGGUGGUUAUCCUGGAGGUGUGUUAGAGACUGAGCCAGGUUCUCUAUCUCAGGACCAAGUUGAUGUGAUGCCCCUUAUCAGUCGUCUUGUCCAGAGGCGAUGCAACAUCGGAUCUGUCUUCAAGUCCUUGGCGGUUCAUAGCUUCCUUAGUCCCAACGGUUUUCAGAGGCUAUGA